Molecule: messenger RNA, 2555 nt
Organism: Apis mellifera (honey bee)
Lineage: Eukaryota; Metazoa; Arthropoda; Insecta; Hymenoptera; Apidae
Gene: Task7
Product: two pore potassium channel protein sup-9
Exons: 6
Coding region: 602-1609 (335 amino acids)
Biological process (GO): stabilization of membrane potential; potassium ion transmembrane transport
Cellular component (GO): membrane
Molecular function (GO): potassium ion leak channel activity
Source: RefSeq, a predicted model, not a curated record
UGCACAUCACUUUAUGCACUUUUCCUAUUAUUUCCGUACUUUAACACUCUUUAACAAAUUUAUUAACAAAAUCAAUUUUUCGCUAUCAAUUUCUUUAUCAACCUACCAAAGCUCUUCUGUCUGACUCUUAACCAACUUUUACUAAUAAUGCUAAGAUUAUUAAUUAAUUCUUUAAUUUCGUCACAAAAGAUUUUAUUUAUAAUAAUUUACGUGUACAUUACUUCGUUAUGAACCAUCUAUCUCACCAUUUACAUCGUCAAAAUCAAAAUUAUCGUUCUUACCGAUAGUCAGCCUUGUCGUACAUCACUGGCCACGUUUCUAUGGAGUUUACCGCGUUCUCGAAUUUAAUCAAUACUUCUCUCCAGUCGUGUGUCGAGUCGAGCUUUUUCAAGCAAAUUGGCAUUGAAAAAAUAGGGGAAAAAAAGAGAAAGAUGUCUGUGAUCUUUUCUUCAAAUUUUCAAGAAUCAUGAACAACACGCGACGCGUGUUCGUGUUGAUGAGCAAAUAAGAAGGAAGAAACGUGACAGAUCGUUGCGAGGUGUGCCGGAUUUUGUGGUUAUUCGACACGGAUUAAUUCUCGUUGUUGGAGGAUUGUGUGAAAAUGAAGAGACAAAAUGUUAGAACUUUGUCAUUGGUAGUGUGCACGUUCACGUAUUUGUUAAUUGGUGCCGCGGUGUUUGAUGCUUUGGAAUCGAACACUGAGAGGAAACGGUGGGAGUUUCUUUCGGAGGUUCGUCGGAACAUGAUGAAGAAAUACAAUAUCACGCAGGAAGAUUAUAGAAUGCUGGAGAUUGUAAUAAUAGAAAACAAGCCGCAUAAAGCAGGUCCUCAGUGGAAAUUCGCUGGUGCCUUUUAUUUCGCCACUCUUGUACUCGCUAUGAUAGGUUACGGACACUCGACGCCAGUCACCAUAGGAGGUAAAGCAUUCUGCAUGGCGUACGCCAUGGUGGGCAUUCCUCUGGGUCUGGUAAUGUUCCAAAGUAUCGGUGAACGUUUGAAUAAAUUCGCCUCGGUAGUAAUCAAGCGGGCGAAAACUUACAUGAGAUGCAAGAAAACAGAAGCGACUGAGAUGAAUCUGAUGCUCGCCACUGGUUUACUUUCGAGCAUAAUUAUCACGACUGGAGCGGCUGUAUUUUCGCGUUACGAGGGAUGGAGCUAUUUUGAUAGCUUCUAUUAUUGUUUCGUUACUCUAACUACCAUUGGUUUUGGCGAUUAUGUCGCAUUACAGAAUGAUCAUGCACUUUCUAAUAAACCUGGAUAUGUGGCCUUAAGCUUAGUUUUUAUCCUAUUUGGCUUGGCCGUCGUUGCUGCCAGUAUAAACUUGCUCGUACUUCGUUUUAUGACAAUGAAUACCGGUGAUGUUCGUCGAGAAGACAACGAACUUCAACCGGCUUCUCAUCAUGUUUUAACACUGGAUGGCGAGGUGGUUGCAGUGAAUGGAAAAAUAUUAGCCAGCCAUGUGCCCAUAGUUCAUGACACAGAUGACUGUGUGAGCGUGUGCUCGUGCACCUGUCUAGGACCACCUAAUACCGAGCUUCUGGACCAAGGUUAUCAAGGAUACAGACCUCCUUCGACCUCAAGCAUUCGCGUAAAACGUGCAUCAGUCUGAUGGAAGGAGUUUCGUCGUCGCAGUUUACGUCGUCGAUUAUCGAGAGCUGAUAGCAGAGAACUACUUGGUAUCGACGUAUAAUAAAUCGACUCAAAAUAGAUGUGAACACAUGGAAAUGGUCCGUGUCGAUGAAUGGAAUGAAAAUGGAAAUAAUUUUAUAAUUGGAAUUUUAAUGAAAUUUUUGAGAGAUGAUUCAAUUUGGACCGAUAUUUGAAAUUGUGUUCUUUAGGACACAAUUGUGUAUCUUUUGAGGACAUUUGAGGACUUAUUCACGCUCAGUCAACAAUUUUUGAAGAGAUUUUAACGAGAGAAACGAGUGAAGUAUGUCUCGAAUACGAAAAAUAAUUAUUCGGCUCAUGUUGUAAUAUUAUUACAUUAGACAUAGAAACGAAGAAGAGAGUGUUUGAUCGUUUGUAAACGAUUUUAUAACGAUUUCGUACAUUUCGUAUCGUACCAUUGAUAUCUGACAAAUUUUGAACCGAAAUAUUGUGUCGUAUUUAUUGGAUAAUUAUAAGAAUGACGAGAACUAUAGAUUAGUCGCAAUGUAAAGAUUAUUAAAAAUUGAAAUUGGAGGAUUGCUUUGUGAUUAACACUUAUUUGAUAAUUAAAUUUUCUAUUAUUAUUUUAUUAUUCUUUAUUAUUGAAUUUUUAUUAAAAUUCCAUGAAAUAACUUUUACUCAAAAUAUAUUUUCAAAAAUGCAAAAUUAUAAAAUUUCUCUUUCAGAUAAAAAUUGUUUAAUUUGUUAUAUUUUUCUUUACAGACUGUUUGAUUAUUGUCGUGUAUAAUAUGAAACAAAGCAAUCUUCAUAAAAGACAAAGUAAUUCCGCUUUAUAAAAGGAAAAAAAAAAUGAAAAACUCGGAUAUUUGUUACGUAUAAAAUAUGAACAAUAUCCAAGCUUCGUAACGUGAUUGUUAAACAUAUAUAUAUACGACUUGAUGUUUGUA